Molecule: messenger RNA, 1782 nt
Organism: Zygotorulaspora mrakii
Lineage: Eukaryota; Fungi; Ascomycota; Saccharomycetes; Saccharomycetales; Saccharomycetaceae
Product: nucleobase cation symporter-1 family protein
Exons: 1
Coding region: 1-1782 (593 amino acids)
Biological process (GO): nucleobase transport; transmembrane transport
Cellular component (GO): plasma membrane
Molecular function (GO): nucleobase transmembrane transporter activity
Source: RefSeq, a predicted model, not a curated record
AUGGAGAAAAUUAUACCUGUUACUUCACCCAAAACACUCAGAACUGUGCUAAGUCCUGUUGAAUUGGAUAUCAUUCUAUCGCAACAAGAGAUCGAGGCUCCAAAAAAGCCGAAAACUAAAUUUCAGAGAUUUUUGAGAGCAAUCGAAGUACCUCACGGAGAUGAGCCUAUAUCCGUCUUGAGAAAUCCUGAUUUACAACCAAUACCUGAUAAAGAGCGCACUUGGGGGUUCUGGUCUUUUUUCGCUUAUUGGGGACUCCCAAAUUUUUCUGUUGCUACUUUUUCAACGGGUUCAGCACUCUUAAGUUUGAAUUUGAACAUUCAACAGUCAAUUGGAGCUCUAGUGAUUGCUAAUAUUCUCAUAGGGUUGAUGACAAUAGCAAACUCGAAUCCAGGAAUAAAGUAUCAUAUUGGCUAUACUUUAGAUCAGCGAAUGAUUUUCGGCAUAUAUGGCUCCUUCAUUGGGAUUAUAUUUCGGGUGGGUCUAGCUGCUGUAUUUUAUGGUUAUCUCUCUUGGCUAGGGGGUCUCUGUUUCAACAUGGUUUUUAGCUCCUUUUCCCUGAACUUUUUAAACAUGAAAAAUACAUUCCCUGAAUCUGUUCCAAUGACAAGGAGAGACCUCAUUAGCUUUCUGUGCUUUCAAUUGAUCCAGAUGCCUUUUGCCUUUGUAAAACCAAGACGUGUCAAUAUACCUUCCAUUGUGACUUGCUUCAUGACACUUUUUGCCAUUGUCGGUAUUUUAGCAUACCUUGUGAGCACAAAUGGGGGACCUGGACCUCUAUACUACAAUAGAGUAACCCUUAAUGCGAGUGAGCGCUCUUGGAUGUGGAUUUUUGCUAUCACGAUCUGGUACAGCGGAGUCUCGCCAGCUGUCGCGAACCAAUCAGACUACUCACGUUUUGCACACAGCAAAACAUCGUGCUAUUGGGGUCUGUUUCUAGGAACUGUUUUGCCAGGUACCUUUGUCUCACUAAGCGGAAUGCUUUGUGCUUCCGCCUGUAAGGAACUAUAUGGGGUGGCUUACUGGACUCCAGAUGAAAUGGUUGCACAAUGGUUGAGGGAUGACUACUCUUCCAAAGCACGGGCUGCUGCAUUUUUCAUCGGAAUUAGUUUUGUUGAUUCUCAGCUAUUCCUGAAUAUGACACAAAAUGGCUACUCAUGCGGCAUGGACUUGGCAGGAAUACUUCCCAAAUAUAUCAAUAUCAAGAGAGGAACGAUUUUUGUCCAAUUGAUCUCUUGGGUUGUUCAGCCAUGGACCUUUUUCAACACAUCUUCUUCCUUUUUGGACGCCAUGAGUGCUUUUGGAGUUUUUACGACACCCAUUAUAGCGAUAAACAUUGUCGAUUUUUACGCUAUACGUAAAUCUAAAAUCCCACUUAUAGACUUUUUUACCCUUUCAAAGUCGGGGCUUUUCUGGUACGAUUACGGCAUAAACUGGCGGUCGACGCUUGCUUUCUUCACCGGCUUGGGUCUAGGAUUGCCGGGUUUGGUAUACUCUGCAAACGAUAGCUUGAAGGAAAACAUUGGCAUGAUGAACUUUUAUUAUGGCUAUAUGUUUUUCAUCCCAAUUGUUAGUGGUGGAUUGUACUACGCACUGAACCUGGUAGCUCCUUUACGUCACGAAAAACUGAGGCAGGAGGAUCCUUUAGAUUAUUUCAACUGUUUCAAUGAAAAAGAGUUGGAAAACAUGGGAAUGGAUCCUAAUUCCGAUGAUGUGGAUAUCUUAGAUGCCGAAAUUCAAGAUCGAUCUUCCUUUGAGGUACCUGGAAAAAAAACUGCUUGA